Messenger RNA from Drosophila melanogaster (fruit fly), 1487 nucleotides. RefSeq names its product peroxin 10 (gene Pex10). Gene Ontology annotation, cellular component: peroxisomal membrane. NCBI's taxonomy places the organism in Eukaryota, Metazoa, Arthropoda, Insecta, Diptera, Drosophilidae. Bases 510 to 1409 code for a protein of 299 amino acids. Gene Ontology annotation, molecular function: ubiquitin protein ligase activity; zinc ion binding. Gene Ontology annotation, biological process: protein import into peroxisome matrix; peroxisome organization. The record is from RefSeq and is marked reviewed. The transcript has 3 exons.
UAUUAGUAGCUGUAAUCGUAUUGGUGCCUAAAAAGGUGUGACGUCUGCGCUAGCUGCUCUUUGCGGGUCCAAAACCGAAUCUUUCCGACAAUUACCACUUGCCAAUUGCACACACACUGCCGACACACGGUCUCUGCUAUCGCGGGGUUUCGAUUUGACGUCUCGAAAUCAACAAAUUUUGAUGGAAAAACCAAAUAUCCUUUGGUCAGGGAAAAAAAGCAUCCGUGAUGCCCGAUAGAAAAUGGCUGACUGUAAGUGCUGGAAAGUGCCUCGCAGAGAGCUGAUGGUGUGCUUUGGUAUGGUCGUGAUUCGUCAGAGAAAACUAUCGCACAAGUGAGCGGAGCUGUGUUGUGUAAAAUGUGCUGUUGCAAGUUGCGUUACCGAUGUUCCUAGAAAGUGUCAUCUCAAUUAGGCAAAAGUAUAACAGCUGAUUUUGUUAUCUGAGCCGCACUUUGAUCGGCCUUUGAAUAAGAUAUGUUAGAAUCAACAUUGCAGUAACCCCCAACGACAUGGACUUUCGGAACGCCCGCGCCCGGCAGCCGGAGAUCGUGAGAUCCGUGCAGAAGGAUGCACGGUACACCAACGAGCUGGCCGAAGACUUGUCCGAUGUCUUGCGCCUCACCGGUCCACGGAACUGGAUAAAGUACAACCAGAUGUGCCGACUUCUGGCGGAGCUCAGUUACCACGGAUUCGCCUCGGCCAAUAACCUUCAGACCCUCGGCGAAGAGUACACGGGGAUAAUACAGGUGGACGGGAACUAUAAGCAGAUUCCCAGCAGAUUGUUACAACUGAUUGCCAUUGUCCUGGAGUUUGGUGGCGACUCCCUGUUCCAACGAUUGAUGCAAAAACUUGACACCUACGUGGCCAACAAUGACGAGAUUCGAACCGAGAUCAAGCCGCAGCUAAAGAAGAUUAUUCAGAGGCUCAGGCAAUCUCCCAGCUACGUAAAGGCCCUGCACAAGUCUCUAUUCUACUUGGACGCCAGCAAGUACCAGCUGUCCAAGCGCACCACGGGCAUCAACUACGUACUAAUCCGUCACUGGCUGCAGCCGGAAUUCUCGCUGUACGGCUACAAGAUACUGGGCGUAAUCACUUUCCUGCAGGUCAGCGUUUCCUUGGCCAUUAGUGGAUGGGAUGCCUGGAGAGAGCACAAGCGCCAGCAGCUAGAAUCAAUAAAGCAGGCUGGAAAGAAUUUCCUGCAAAGAUCUUCGAGUACAAAGGACGUAGAUCCAAACACCCCACAGUGCAUCCUUUGCCUGGAGCCACGUUCUGACAGCAGUUUGACUCCAUGCGGCCACAUCUUUUGCUGGAGCUGCCUGCUCGAGUGGCUGGAGGAGCGGGAUGAGUGCCCCUUGUGCCGGGAGUCGCUGAAAAAGUCCCAAGUGAUAUUACUGCAAAACUAUGCCUAAGAUUGGAUUAAGACUUUUUAUAUUCAUGUUAUAGGAAGUAUUUUUGUGUCUAUGUAAUAUAUUUUAUUCAUAUAAAUG